GGAGGGCUGGUCAUCGUUGUCGAGAUAUCAGCGAGAGGCCGAUCUGACUGCGUUGAUCAUGGCGAACAGCAAUCCCAUUCUCCCCGUAGAGGGUAAGCGCAAUAUUCUCAUCACUAGUGCUCUGCCAUACGUGAAUAAUGUCCCGCAUCUCGGAAAUGUGGUGGGGAGUGUCCUGCCGGCAGACACUUUUGCUCGCUUCUGCAAGGCACGAGGCUACCAGACGCUGUUUAUUUGCGGUUCGGAUGAAUAUGGAACCGCCACAGAGACAAAGGCACUCGAGGAAGGCGUAGAGCCCGCGGAGCUCUGUGCUAAGUACCAUGCCAUUCACAAGGGUAUCUACGACUGGUUCCGAAUCAACUUUGAUAUCUUUGGCCGGACACCUACUGCCCAGCAGACACAAAUUGUCCAGGACGUUUUUCGGGGUCUCUGGAAGAACGGCUAUAUCGAGGAGCAGGAAACCACGCAGCCGUUCUGUCCUGUGCCCACUCAUUCGAAGUUCCUGGCAGACCGUUUUGUCGAGGGAGAGUGCAGCAUCUGUCAUGAUCUGGGUGCCCGUGGAGACCAGUGCGACAAGUGUGGCAAUCUGCUCGAUCCCCUGGAGCCGGAAUCAACGGAAGAUGCCCAAGCGAAGACCAGUGGUCAGGACGACGAGGAUGUGGUCACGAAGGCCACCGGCUGGUUGAUCAACCCUCGCUGCAAGCUGGAUGGUGCAACCCCCGAGAAGCGUAAGACUAAGCAUCUCUACCUGCGCUUGGACGCGCUUCGUGACCAGAUCGUUUCCUGGUUUGAGAAAGCGAGCAAAGAGGGCGAGUGGAGUGCCAAUUGCAUUUCCAUCACGCAGUCAUGGAUAGAUAAGGGACUGAAGCCCCGUGGAAUCACUCGUGACCUCCGAUGGGGUGUUCCGAUCCCAACUGAUGUGGAGGGCUUGGACGAGGAGGAGUACAAGAACAAGGUCUUCUAUGUCUGGUUCGAUGCUUGCAUCGGCUACAUGUCCAUCACGAAGAACUAUACCGACGGAGAUAAUCUCUCGGGUACGAACUGGGAGAAGUGGUGGAAGAACCCGGAGCAGGUGUCCUUGUACCAGUUCAUGGGUAAGGAUAACGUGCCAUUCCACACCAUCAUCUUCCCCGGUUCCCAGCUCGGCACGGGCGGGAAAUGGACCCAAGUACACAAGCUCUCAGCUACAGAGUAUCUGAAUUACGAGGGUGGAAAGUUCAGUAAGUCGAAGGGAGUGGGUGUGUUUGGUACCAAUGCCAAGGAUACGGGUAUCGACCCGGACAUCUGGCGAUUCUAUCUGCUGUCUAGACGUCCUGAGACCAACGACUCGGAAUUCAAGUGGGAUGAGUUCGUCAGUGCCAACAACGAUCACCUGCUGAAGAACGUUGGCAACCUGGUCCAGAGAGUGGUCAAGUUCACCCAGGCCAAGAUGGAAAGCAAGGUUCCCGACUUCACCAAGUAUUCGGAUGAGGUUCUCGAGGAACACAAGAAGCAGGUCAACGCUCACCUGAAGGAGUAUCUUGAGCAUAUGGAGGCGAUGAAGCAGCGACAGGGUCUGUCAGACGUCCUCCACAUCUCCGCCCUCGGCAACAAGCUUCUUCAGGACAACAAACUCGACAACAGACUAUUCACGGAAGAGCCCGAUCGCUGUGCUGCCGUCAUCGGUCUGGCGCUCAACCACCUUCACCUCCUCGCAAGCAUCCUGUCUCCUUUCAUGCCCGGUACUUCGGAGUCCAUCUUCCGGCAGAUUGGAGUCGUGCCUGAGCCUCUCAUCCCUGACACCUGGGAGGUCGAUAUCCUCAAGCCAGGCCACGUCAUUGGAGAGCCUAAGCUCUUGUUCUCCCAGAUCCCGACUUCGAAGAUAGAGGAGUGGCGCCUGGCAUACGGUGGUGAGGAGUUGAAGAAGCUGAAGGCUCUCGAGGCCGAGAAGGCUGCGGCGAAGAAGGCUGCAAAGGAGAGAGAGAAGGAGAAGAAGAGGCUCAAGAAGCAGGCCGCCGCAGCUGCCGCAGCCGCAGCCGAGCUCGAGGCCAAACUCAACAUUGACGAGCAGAAGGGUGUCGAAAAGAUAUAGAGGGAAUCUCACGAGGCUGCAACGAGCAUUAGACGUAGAAUUUCAGAGCUGUCUAUGGCUAUACAGUAUCUAUCUAAAGAGGUGCUAGUGUCUGUGCGCUCACGAAUGAUCUUGCGUCGUUAGAUUCGGGAUGCAGAGAAAUAGCUCUGCUUGUCUUUGCCUUUCUAACUACUUGUGGGCUGUUUCUUUUUUUUUUCGCGAGCGUUCUCCGUUAACUCUUUGAGCUGCUUUUCUGGCCCUCAAAAGGAGGCCGACGAUUCAGUGUUUGGUAUCUACGAUCAUGACUGGUGGUUUUCGGGGUCUUGUGGCGUUGUUCGAGGAGCGGUGACGCGCGUUGCUAUAGGGCUAUCUGUUAGCCUAGAUUAUGACAGGCUGCUGAAAAAGAAAGAUUGGCGGUGUCUCAACGACGGUGUUUUUUUAGGAGUAUCAAACUAGCAGUGGGUACCGUGGCUCAACGAGACGAAAGAAAGAGAACAACUA
Paecilomyces variotii is the source of this 2548-nucleotide messenger RNA. RefSeq lists its product as hypothetical. Lineage: Eukaryota; Fungi; Ascomycota; Eurotiomycetes; Eurotiales; Thermoascaceae. The record is from RefSeq and is a predicted model, not a curated record. The transcript is spliced from 2 exons. Gene Ontology annotation, molecular function: ATP binding; methionine-tRNA ligase activity. Gene Ontology annotation, biological process: methionyl-tRNA aminoacylation. Gene Ontology annotation, cellular component: cytosol; aminoacyl-tRNA synthetase multienzyme complex. Bases 59 to 2068 code for a protein of 669 amino acids.